This is a messenger RNA of Owenia fusiformis, 2128 nucleotides long. NCBI's taxonomy places the organism in Eukaryota, Metazoa, Annelida, Polychaeta, Sabellida, Oweniidae. The record is from the annotation of a GenBank genome assembly.
CUUGUUAUUCUAAUACAAUCUUAUCUUAGCUGGUUUACUCUGCUUCUGACAAUAGUCUAAGUUCUUGUUUAUUUAUUACAAUUACCGUGUGAUAUCAUUCUCUAUUAGUAUAACCUUUGAGUGUGAAAGUUAGAGAUAUGAAGCAGUUAUUACGGCAAUGAGCGUAAAUUAAUAACUUGUCAAAAUAGAGUGCUCUCAAGAAAUUGAAGAUCGUGAAAAGCAUUUCAUCGGAAAUGAAAAUGGAUAGAAAAGCUUGAGGGAACAAAGAAGCUGCAUCACAAGACAAAAGAAGAAACUAGUUCAUCUUUUUUUACAAAUCUCAGGGCAUAGCUAUGAAUGUGCAUGCGUAUUGUGCUGUCGUAGUUAUGGUGAUUUUUGGAGCAAAUGGCCAGUUGGACACAAAUCGAAAUGAAGAACAACGGAAAUCAUAUACAGGGUACAAAUUAUUAGAGGUUAUUCCACAUACUCGAAUGCAUUUAUCAAAGCUUCGGCAACUUAUGGAUCAAGAUCGAAUUGAGUUGGAUUUUUGGAAGGAGCCAAGCCAUGUCGGGCGUUCUGUUGACGUAAUGGUCAGUAGCACAGUCUUUCGUAGAUUGACACACUACCUCAAAAAACACGGGAUGGUAUACAAAAUACAGAAUCACAACGUACAAUCACUCCUACAGAAUGCUAAUUCUAGGUCCAGGCGAUCUGUGAAUAGUUUGGAAACUGAUUUUUAUGGAGAUAUCUACAUGUAUGAAUACCACACGUAUUCUGAGAUACAGCAACUUUUAAACAGUAUUGAGACAACAUAUCCCCUCCUCUGUAAAACUAUGGUGAUCGGAAAGUCGUUUGAAAAACGGGACCUACGAUUAAUGAAGAUAAGCACUGGUAAAGGAUUGAAUGGUACAGCCAAGCCGUCUGUAUGGAUUGAUGGAGGUAUUCAUGCCAGAGAGUGGAUUGCUCCUGCAACUGCCAUCAACAUAAUACAUUUAUUAAUUCGUGGCUAUGUUACCAAUGAUACUGUUGUGUUAAAGAUGUUGAAUGACUUCGACUGGUAUAUUUUACCAAUUUCAAAUCCCGAUGGCUAUGUGUACACAUGGACUACAGAUCGUAUGUGGAGGAAGACGAGGUCGAUCAAUGGAAUUUACAGCUGCAGGGGAGUUGAUGGCAACAGAAACUUUGAUUUCCACUGGAGAGAAACAGGUACCAGUUACAAUACCUGCGCUGGUACGUAUGGAGGACCUGAAGCGUUUUCUGAGCCCGAGACGCGCGCAAUUGCUGACUUUGUCCUGAAAAACAACAAGUCAAUUAAACUAUUCUUACAACUGCAUUCGUAUGGACAAUAUUGGUUGACCCCAUGGGGCUACACUGCAUGGACUGUACCACGUGAUCACGCUGACUUGUUGUAUUUGGCAAGAUUGGGACGAAAUACCAUUAGGUCUAAGUAUACCUCACACUACCUGGUUGGAACAGCAGCAAGGAUGCUUUACCCUGCUAGUGGUGGUACAGACGACUGGGUGUAUUCUGUGGCUGGUAUAAAGUAUGCAUACACCAUUGAGCUGAGGGAUAUAGGACGAUACAAAUUUGCUCUACCAGCUGACUAUAUCCAGCCGACAUCUGAAGAAAUCUUUGAAGGAAUUAAAACUGUUACAAAGCAUUUAAAAAUCGAACUAGAUUUAAAAUUAUGAUUCUAUCAAUUUAGAAAAGUUACAUUAUAUUUCGAAUAUAGUCUUAUGGUAAUACAUACACCAAUCACAUAUCUGUUCUGUACACCUAUUAAAAAAUACAAGAGAGUGUUCCAUUCCUCAACACCACCUCAUUGCUACCAUGGAGGUACACGUAUAUUCCCAUAUAGGUUGAAAAAUAUAAAUAUAAAUGCCAUUUUUAUACAGCGCGAGUAGUGUCAUUACUGAGGUAACAGUUUUAAGAGUUUUAAGUUAUCACACGUUUAAUAAUCAAAUCGUCAAUUGCUAUCUCCCCAAAUGAUUCCCAUGACGUCUCAGCAAUGAUAUAAACUUGGACAUUAGCCAUGAAGCGUCCGCUUUUCUGUAUCCAAUUAUCCCCACUGUUUCCUAAAAGUACAAAGAAAAAAAAUUGAUCUUUUUUUAUUAUUAAAAAAAGAAAAAAAAAGAAAAUUGAUCUUACA